AUGAAGAGAAGUGAGAAGCCAGAAGGUUAUAGACAAAUGAGGCCUAAGACUUUUCCUGCCAGUAACUAUACUGGCAGCAGCCAGCAGAUGCUACAGGAAAUACGAGAGAGCCUCAGAAAUUUACCUAAACCCUCAGAUGCUGCUAAAGCUGAUCACAGCAUGGGCAAAAUGUUAUCUGAAGAUCCUAGACAAGGCCGAAAUCCCCCCAAAUUUGUAACGUAUCAUAAAGUUUUGCAGGAGAUAAGAAACUCGCUUCUGCCUUUUGCAAACGAAACAACAUCGGCUGUCAAAGGAACAUCAGAAGUUAAUCGACAAAUGCUGCAAGACUUACAAGCUGCUGGCUUUGAUGAGGAUAUGGUUAUACAAGCUCUUAGACAAACUAACAACCGCAGUAUAGAAGCCGCCAUUGAGUUUAUAAGUAAAAUGAGCUACCAGGACCCCCGUCGAGAGCAGAUGGUUGCAGCAGCAGCAAGGCCUGUCAACGCAUGUGUGAAACCACCAGGGGCUGUACAGCAGUCGGUGAACCGCAAGCAGAGCUGGAAGGGCUCCAAGGAGUCCCUGGUUCCUCAGAGGCACGGCCCUUCCCUGGGGGACGGUGUCGCGUACCGCUCCGAGAGCCCCAGCUCCCAGCCGGACGUCGCCAGGCCCUUAUCUGGGUCCGGUAUUGCCGCCUUCGCUCAGGCUCAUCCUGGCAACGGACAGCGAGUGAAUCCCCCGCCUCUGCCACAGAUCAGGAGUGUCACUCCUCCUCCUCCACCUCCUCGAGGACAGACACCCCCUCCAAGGGGAACUACUCCUCCACCUCCUUCCUGGGAACCAAGCUCUCAGACAAAGCGUUACUCCGGAAACAUGGAAUAUGUGAUCUCCCGUAUUUCUCCAGUGCCACCAGGCACGUGGCAGGAUGGUUAUCCCCCUCCACCUAUGAACCCUCCACCCAUCAGUUCUUCUGCACAGGGUCAGAGGGGCAUGAGCGCCGUCCCCAUCGGCAGGCAACCGAUAAUCAUGCAGAGUUCUGCCAACAGCAAGUUCAGCUUCCCCUCGGGAAGAGCUGGAAUGCAGAAUGGCAAUUGUCAGGCAGAAUUCAUAGUUCACCAGAACGUGGUUCCUGGGAACUCGGUGAGUCGCCAGCCACCCCCGUACCCCAUGAAUUCAACUAACAGGCAAAGUCCCACAGCGCUACAGAUGCAGUCGGGAGGAUCUGCUCCUCCUUCGGCGUACACCAAUGGGAACCUUCCUCAGGCGAUGAUGGUACCAAACAGAAAUAGUCAUAACCUGGAACUUUACAAUACAAACGUGGCUGGAAUCCCUGCAUCCUGGUCACAGCCCUCCCCUGUGCAGCCGCAGUCGUCACCUGGCAACGGGCACGACCUGCCUGCCUGGCAGCCCAACGUCCCCGUGCGGUCAAAUUCCUUCAACAACCAUCACGGGAACAGGCAGAGUCACUCUGGCAGCUCUCAGCCUUUGGCGACGACGGUGACAGCCAUAACGCCAGCCCCCAUCCAGCAGCCCGUUAAAAGCAUGCGCGUGCUGAAGCCGGAGCUCCAGACUGCCUUGGCCCCCACGCACCCUGCCUGGAUGCCCCAGCCCAUGGCAUCCGUUCCCACCAUCCCCUUCCCAGACAGCCCAUCUGCAAAUAUGGCGGCUAUGUCUCCUGUGGCAGAGGCUCCCAAUUACCAGGGGCCCCCACCGCCUUACCCAAAACACUUGCUGCACCAGAAUCCCUCUGUCAGUCUGUACGAGACGGGACCCAAGCUCAACAAGGAGGAGCCGCCCAUUUUAGCCAAGGAGGAUGAGAAUGAAAAGAAUUACGAAUGCGUUGAUUCAGCAGAUAAAGAAAAGAAGCAAAUUACAACAUCACCGGUUCCUGUUAGAAAAAACAAAAAAGAUGAAGAACGAAGAGAGUCUCGUAUUCAAAGCUAUUCCCCUCAGGCUUUUAAAUUCUUCAUGGAGCAGCAUGUAGAGAAUAUACUCAAGUCACACCAGCAACGUUUGCAUCGGAAAAAACAACUAGAGAAUGAAAUGAUGCGGGUUGGAUUGUCACCAGAAGCCCGAGAUCAAAUGAGAAAAAUGUUGUGCCAGAAAGAAUCUAACUAUAUUCGGCUAAGAAGAGCUAAGAUGGACAAGUCCAUGUUUGUAAAAAUUAAAACCCUGGGAGUCGGUGCAUUUGGAGAAGUUUGCCUGGCAAGAAAAGUGGAUACUAACGCUUUAUACGCAACAAAAACUUUGAGGAAAAAAGAUGUCUUGCUUAGAAAUCAAGUUGCGCAUGUUAAAGCUGAGCGGGAUAUCCUUGCAGAAGCUGAUAAUGAGUGGGUGGUCCGCCUGUACUAUUCAUUCCAAGAUAAGGACAAUUUGUACUUCGUAAUGGACUACAUUCCAGGAGGUGAUAUGAUGAGUCUCCUAAUUAGAAUGGGUGUCUUUCCAGAAAAUCUGGCACGGUUCUACACGGCAGAACUGACCUGCGCAGUUGAAAGCGUUCAUAAAAUGGGCUUCAUCCACAGAGAUAUUAAACCUGAUAAUAUCUUGAUAGACCGUGAUGGUCACAUUAAAUUGACUGACUUUGGGCUCUGUACAGGUUUUCGAUGGACCCACGAUUCAAAAUACUACCAGAGUGGUGACCACGCGCGCCAGGACAGCAUGGACUUCAGCAGCGAGUGGGGC
Messenger RNA from Merops nubicus (carmine bee-eater), 2658 nucleotides. RefSeq names its product large tumor suppressor kinase 1 (gene LATS1). Gene Ontology annotation, biological process: hippo signaling; G1/S transition of mitotic cell cycle; positive regulation of apoptotic process. NCBI's taxonomy places the organism in Eukaryota, Metazoa, Chordata, Aves, Coraciiformes, Meropidae. Gene Ontology annotation, molecular function: protein binding; ATP binding; protein serine/threonine kinase activity. Gene Ontology annotation, cellular component: spindle pole. The transcript has 5 exons. The record is from RefSeq and is a predicted model, not a curated record. The annotation marks the transcript as partial.